UGACCGUCCACAUUCUCAUGUCUCCACCUUCGACUGCCUGAGGAUAUUUCUUCACUGUACCCGCCACAGGAGUACACCUCCGACUUUUAAAAAAGAAGGAACAGCUCUCCCCUUCGUCGUGCUCAUUCAUUCAGAUUUGUCCUGAAAGUAUUUUGACAGGAAUGGAGAUGAUGGCCUAUGUGACUGAGAUCCGGCUCGGCGGAGGUCGGGGAGCCUGGAGCGGAGUGGCUCCCUCCUCCUGCCCCGAGGUGGACCUGGAGGUCAUCGAGGAGUACCUGCAGGAGCACUCACUGGAGGUCCAACCUGCGCACACACCUGCAUCACCUCAGGGUAUCAUGGGGCAACAAGCACACACACUCUUCCACCAGGGCAGCAGGAUCAUAGAGAACAGCUGGUCGGGUCAGCAUGCAUACGAGUGGCACUGUGGCUCUCACACGCCAAACAAGGAAUAUGAGGAGCAAGCCCCGACUCUAGCCUGGUCAAGUCCCCAUGACAACCAAUGGGGCCACGUUGCGUAUUCCUAUGAGGCAGCUGCAUACAUUGACUCAGACUCCCAGUCAAGUUGCUCUCAGUACCAGGAAUACCAAGAUUCACCAUCACCAUCGUCAGACAGGGGCGGAAGGAAGGACAGAGACUCUCUGUCUCUUGUCCCAUUGUCAGCAGGAAAGAGGAAGGAGCGCUUGUUCCAGUUCCUGUUUGAGAUGCUCCAGACGCCGUCCAUGCGGAGUUGCAUCUGGUGGGUCCAGUCCUCUUCCGGCACCUUUCAGUUCUCCUCCCAGAACAAGGAGCGCCUGGCGCAGCUGUGGGGGCGACGCAAGGGGAAUCGCAAGACCAUGACCUACCAGAAGAUGGCACGGGCGCUGAGGAACUACUCCCGCACCGGCGAGAUUCAGAAGGUGAAGAGGAAGCUCACGUAUCAGUUUGACGAGAAGACACUGAGAUGCCUGCAAGGCGACUCUAAUUAGAGCUUAGGACGCAUGAAAGGGAAUAAGCACAGUGGAUAUGCAGAGAAGAUCACUGUGGAUGUUCCUCAAAUUUUCUGUUCUGCUGAUUUAUAACAAAAAUGAAUACUGAGUAUUUAUAACGCCUGUCAGUCUGAGAUUUCUAUAGAUACAGAACCAUAUUGGAGUUGGGACGUAUGAGGACUGGAAAUGAUGAUACUGACACGAGGAUGCAAAUGUGUGUAAAUCUAAAAGGUUGUUACGUCAUAUCUACUUUAUAAGUAGAACCUAAAUAAAAUAAAAGGUGUGGUUUUCAGUUUU
Messenger RNA from Scophthalmus maximus (turbot), 1262 nucleotides. RefSeq names its product transcription factor Spi-B. Gene Ontology annotation, molecular function: sequence-specific DNA binding; DNA-binding transcription factor activity, RNA polymerase II-specific. The transcript is spliced from 6 exons. The record is from RefSeq and is a predicted model, not a curated record. The coding region runs from base 162 to 965 and encodes 267 amino acids. NCBI's taxonomy places the organism in Eukaryota, Metazoa, Chordata, Actinopteri, Pleuronectiformes, Scophthalmidae. Gene Ontology annotation, biological process: cell differentiation; regulation of transcription by RNA polymerase II. Gene Ontology annotation, cellular component: nucleus.